AGAAACAUUUUUUUUAUAAACAAACGAAAGUAUUAAAGCAGAAAACAAUUAGUGAUCUAGACAAGUUAAUAAGCAAUUUACGAAAGCUGUUAAGACACCGACAACAAAUAUGAAGUCAAGUGGAUUACUUAAUCUUCUUGUUUUCAUUAAUUUUUGUACAUAUGACAUUUUAGCAAAAGAUUCGUAUUCAAAAGACACUGCAGCUGGUGAUCUUAAAAAUGAAAAAUUAAGAAUGUGUAUUGUUGAGAGUCGCGGUUCAUUUCGCAGAACAGAGCAGCAUUGUCCAAUUAUUGAGAAUCAAACAAAUAUUGAAUGUAUUGUUGGAAUUGACCGUCUUGAUUGUGCUCGAAGAAUAAGCAAAGGUUAUGCACAUUUUGGUGUCUUUUCGUCCGAGGAUCUAGUCAGUGCACGAUGGGCAACAUUCCAAAUUUUAGUAACAAAUGAGCUUCGGUUUCAUGCUGAAGAAUUUGAGUACGAUGUAGUCGUGGUGGUCGAUAAUGAAGCGAAUAUCAAUUCAGCAGCAGAUUUGAGAAGUGCACGUUUGUGUCAUCCUGGCAAAGGUAUCAAUGAUAAUUGGAAUGACAUCAUUUCUGACUACCUUGAAUCAACAAUGGUUGCUAGAGAAUGUGAAGAGGAUUUGACACUUGCUGAGUCAAGGAUUAAAGCUAGUGCCAACUUUUUUGGACCAAGCUGUAAAGCUGGUCCAUGGGUUAAUGAUGCACUUCAAGAUAGCAUUUUGAAAUCAAAAUAUCCAUCACUUUGUUCCUUAUGCUACGAUAAAUCAAAAUGCGGCAUUGGCGAUAAGCAUUGGGGAAGACGAGGAGCAUUAGAAUGUUUAAUUGGAGGAUCAGGACAAGCAGCAUACGUGCGAUUAGAUGACGUCAAGAGUUUCUUCAAUGGCAAAAAUGCAGAAGCAGAUCCAAACAACUAUAGCUUCUUAUGUCCCGAUGGACAUUUACAGCCUCUGACAAGUGAGAAUCCAUGUACUUGGAUAUCAAAACCAUGGCCAGUAAUAGCAGCUAAGAGAAGUCAUGCAGAACAAGUUCAGGAAAUUUUCAGAAAAAUAGACACAACGUUACAAUGGCAGCAAUCAAUGCUUUUACUGCUUGAAUCUUAUUACAUAAAUGUCACAAGCUUGGAUGUUCCAAUUCCAAUCGACGACUACCUCGACAAAAGUACAGGAUAUCAAAGUGCACACAGUUUUCCUGCAUGUUAUCCACCAAGGCACAUCGUAUACUGCACAACUUCCAUAAUUGAGUUUGUAAAGUGUAGUUGGCUGCAAGAAGUUUCGACAGUUUAUGGAAUAGAACCAAAUUUACAAUGCAUUCGCGGUGAAAGCCUUUACAGAUGCCUAGAUGAUGUUAAUAAAAAUAUCGCUGAUGUUGUCAUGGUCGAUCAAGAUGAAAGAGCUGACAGUGAGAGGAAAUUCAAUUUGAUUCCUUUGCUGUCGGAGUUUUCAUUCAAUUUCGGAAAUAAUUAUGUGACAGUUGCUGUUGUGAAGGAAAACUCUCCUAUUAAAAAUUUUGAAGAUCUUAAAUGGAAACGAGCAUGCUUACCAUCUUAUGAAGGUGCAGCAUUCUAUUCAGUUAUGGAAAAUCUUCAAGAAUUCCAAUACAUCAACAACAAUUGCUCAAAUGGUGUCAUAGACUUCUUUGCAUCAGAAUCAUGCUUUGGCUCAAGAAAUUGUAAGAAGGAAUAUUCAGGAGAUGAAGGAGCUUUGAAGUGUCUUGAUCAAAUGGGUGAUGUUGCAUUUGUAAACUUGGAAUUGGUUAGGAAUCUUACAGGUCCAAACCAAAAAUACCGAGUAAUCUGUGGCGCCAAUUUCAAAAGAACUGAAAUCUAUCAUAAAAGCUUAGACAUUUGCUACUUAAGUUGGACAUCAAAAGGUACACUCUUAACAAGUAAAACAAAGGAUGAGUUAAGGAAAAAUGAGAUUAUUAAUACAUUAAAAUCAAUGGACUACAACUUCGGUAAGCAUAAAUUCCGAUCAGGAAACAUUCCAUUCACGAUGUUUGGACCAUUUGACAAAAAGGAAAAUGUAUUAUUUAAGGACGCGACUGAUGGAUUUAGAACUCCAAAAGAGAUUAAGAAUUACGUAAAGUUUGAUAAGAAUUUAGAGAAAUUUUAUACUGGCUUUUCAGAUUUCACAAUGUUACGAACCUCGAAACAAUCGACAAAACCUGUUUCCACAAAAGCUACUUCAAGUGUACUAAAUAAUGAGAAACAAAAGCAAAGUGUUACUGCUAAAAAGUCUAAUGUAACUACUGAUAAAAAUACAGACAAGAAAUCAAUAACGAAAAAGUCUGAUAAUCAUGCAGCCGGAUUAACAAAUAAAAGUCUUGUCACUAAACACGUGACGAAAUCCAAAGGUGCAUUAUCAGUCACAAAUGCAGUAAAGCCACCCGUAAACAAAAAGAAUGUUAUGAAUACAAUCCAUAAUGUUACAGUUUCAUCGCCACCAACAUCAGCUGGCAAAGAAAGGUCAACGUCUCUUAUAAACAUAAGAAAUGAAAAUGAAAACAGUGACGAUGCAUUAUCACAAAAACAUUUAAAACAUUCAAGGUCGCGUACUCGGACGAUAGCUCCCGAAGAAUCGAUUUUAUUUCAACGAAAUUUAAUGAGUUCAAAAUCAGUCGAUGAUGAGAAACCGAAGAUUGAGCGUAAAAAUCCAGUUGCGUAUGAGAUAAAUUUUGAGGAAGAGAAAAAGAAUGCAAAGAAGGUUUUGAAAAAACAGGAGUCUAGUGAAGUUGUCAAGAAGCCACUCGAGAAGCAAAAGUCAUUCAUUAAAAAUGAUAAAGUCCUCCAAAGACAAAAGUCUCAGGACAUAAAGCUGAAAAGACAGAAAACAGAAAUUAAAGAGCCGUCAAUAGAAAAAGAAGUGGAACAAGUAGCAAAACCUGAGGAGGAUGAAGACAAUUAUGAAAGUGAUUUUGAGUCAUACGAAAGUGACUUUGAGGCAGAACCAUCUGAUAAUACAGAAGUAGAAGAAUCUACAGAAGACAACGACACUAGCAAUGAGGAUGAUGAUGAGAUUGCAGAUGUUGAGAAAAUAGUCACUGAUCGUGUUGAUUCAGGAAGUUUUGAUAUGUCAGUAAAGAAGUCAGUAACGCCAUCGUUAAAUCAGUAUGACAGCAUAGAAGAUACUGUGAAUUCACAUGACAGUGGAAUUUCUUAUGACGAUUUGCAAGCUUUGAAUAAGCGACUUGUGAGUCCAAAGGUCAUUGCCUUUUAUAAAAGAGGAGAGGAACUGAUGAAGAAAAUUACUUUCGACAGUAUCAGUUUCGAUGUUUUCGAGCAAAAGCCAAUUCCUUAUGAAGUGUUUAUGUCAAUUUAUGGCCAGAGAGGAAUGAUACAAGCUAGUACUCAAUGUGAAUCUCUUUGCGUAAAUGAGGAGUGUCAAACGGAAGUAAUAAGUAAGAUCAAUUCAUGGACUCAAUAUCCAUGCAAAUUUACAAGAAUUGGACUUGAGAAUAUCAAUUCUAAGCAGUACAAUGAGGAGAAAUUAGGAGUUGGAGAUGAAACUUUCGACUAUAUUGAGAAGGAUCAAACUGAUAGUAUUGAGCACAUUGAUAUAAGCAUUGAGGCUAUCAAUAACUUCUCAGAUGAAAAUAAUUUAUUUGUGCUUAAUCAGCAGUCAGGUUAUGCCGCUUCUGACCUUCGGAAUUUCGUUCAAAAUACUUCAAUCUCAAUUUUCAAUAUUUUAGAAGGAAAGUCAAACAAGUCUCGCGAGUUUGCAUCCUCAAAGAUUCCAAUUUGUUCGGGAUAUUUUGAAAUUAAAAUCAAUGACAUUGAACUUUUAAGCAACACAAGCAUUACAAAAGUGUGGACAAAUGUGUGCCUUAAUAACUUUUUGAUAACAGUCCAUAAAGUGACAAAUACGAAUCAAAAUUUAAUGUGCCUUUGGAACAUUCUACACACAUCACGUCCUAUGAAGAUUUUCAAUUCGUGGAGUGACAUAAAAUGUUUAGAAAUUCAUCCGCAUCAACGUGAUUACAUUAUCGGUGGAUGUAGUGACGGAACAAUUUGUUUAUGGAGCAUAAAAGAAAGUUCUGAUGACUUGACAACAUUUAGCCUUAUCCAGCCUAGUGAAAUAAUAUCAUUAAAUCAAAUACACAAUGAUUUUGCACUUGAUAAUGUUACGGCACUCAAAAGCUUACCAUACCGGCCAUAUAAGAAUUCAAUGUCUAUGUUUACACAGUCACAAUCUUCACAAUUUUGUUCACUCCACGAAAAUGGAUUUCUCAGUAUAUGGACUUUAUUACAGCUAGACAAUUUCGAUGAUGAUAUAAGAAAACUAGAAAUGGAUUUUACUUACAAAGGAUGCAAUGUCAAGUUAAGUAAAAACUUGUCGAUCGACAUUAAUCAAUUUCUAAGAACUGAUAGCAAUGAAAAUGAGAAAAAUGCUCGUAAGAAGUCUGCAUUUGAAAAGACCCGAUAUUAUUUUGAAAAUGACUUAUUUAGUGACAAAGUGUUGAAGGAACUACAAGAAAUUGACACUGAUCGACUACAAAGGAGCAAGAACUUUAUGUACCGUAAUGAAAUGUUUACGGCAACGAGUUUUGAUUUGAAUUAUAAUGAAUUAUUUAUUUCGUCUGACACAAAUUUCAUUGUUGCCAUGUCUAGACUUUGUUUGGGUGAUAAAGCAAGGAAAAUUAUCACAAAUGACUCAAACUUUAUCUCACCUUCAACUAUUAAAACUCAUCCAAUUGAUAAGAAUAUUUUGGCAAUCGGACAGACGAACGGAAACGUCAAAUUUAUUAAAACUAGUGACGAUUUCAGUUUGAGCAGUUCCAACAAACGUAAACAACUGAAACGAUCGAAUGCAGCAUUCAGCAAUGAUGAGAAUGUUUUAGCCAAAUCGUGUGCAUUCCAAAACAUUGUCGAACGUGAGAAGAAACUUUAUGAGGAAACGCAAGCUUUGAAUGACUUAGAAUCAGACAAUUUAAAAGCAUUAUUGCUCAAUGAAUCGCCUUUGUCUUCUCAUUUUGAGGAGAAUGAAGGAAAUUACAAAAAUAAUUUAAAAAUUACGUUUGAUAAAAAUUUAUUCAACUCGUUUGAUGUCUCUAUGGGAACUGUGAGGCUAAUUGAAUUCAAUAGGACUGGAAGGUUAAUGUUUGUGCUGAUUAAUAAGGAUUUGAAGAUUUUUGACUGCUGGAAGAAUGUCGAGAUUCAACAUUUAGAUAGUCGAGGGAUAAUUGAUGUUAAAUCCAUUCAAGGAAGUGAUGGAAAUGAAUAUAUGGUUCUUUUGACAGCUAAAAAGGAAGUUUUAGUCAACAAGUUAAAGUUUUAA
Chironomus riparius is the source of this 5290-nucleotide messenger RNA. Lineage: Eukaryota; Metazoa; Arthropoda; Insecta; Diptera; Chironomidae. The record is from the annotation of a GenBank genome assembly.